Molecule: messenger RNA, 2835 nt
Organism: Jatropha curcas
Lineage: Eukaryota; Viridiplantae; Streptophyta; Magnoliopsida; Malpighiales; Euphorbiaceae
Product: exocyst complex component EXO84B
Biological process (GO): exocytosis; Golgi to plasma membrane transport; intracellular protein localization
Cellular component (GO): exocyst
Source: RefSeq, a predicted model, not a curated record
UUUUUUUUUUUUUUUUUUUGACCGGAGAAAAAUUGGAGACAGAGUGGUGCUGCUGUCUCUCGUCUCUCCCCAAAGUAGAGAGACAAUAAAUAAUCAAAUAAUCAUUGUUCUGCUCACCAACUCUUACUUUCUCUUUGAUCUAUAAUGGCCUAAUCUGCGUUUAAUAUCAGAUCUCUCUUUAAUUACAAGUUACUUUGAUUGAUGAUCAUCAGAUCUGUUGCAGCAGUUGACUCAUUUUAGGAGAAGGAAUCCAAUUCUCGAAUGGCCUCCGUGAAAAGUGGCCGGUCGAGAGGAACUCCGGUCAAGGAAAAUGGUACCAAACUUGAAGAAGGUCUUAUGGUCUUCAAGUCCGAUAAGUUCGACGCCGAUUCUUAUGUUCAGUCAAAAUGCUCUCUCAACGACAAGGAAAUAAGGCAAUUAUGUUCAUAUCUUGUGGAUUUGAAGAAAGCUUCUGCUGAAGAAAUGCGGAAGAGUGUGUAUGCAAAUUAUGCAGCUUUCAUUCGAACUUCAAAAGAGAUAUCAGACUUGGAGGGGGAGCUUUCAUCCAUCAGAAAUCUGCUAUCUACUCAGGCUACUUUAAUUCAUGGUUUAGCAGAGGGAGUUCAUAUUGAUUCUACACCAACAAAAGCUUCAGAAGCCUCUGUGGUAAAUGGCUUACCAACUGCCGAAGAUCAAGAACCUUCUGACCUAGAGAAGUGGUCAGUUGAAUUUCCUGAUGUCCUUGAUGUUCUGUUAGCUGAGAGGAGAGUGGAUGAAGCUUUAGCAGCCCUUGAUGAAGGAGAGCAUGUGGCAUCUGAAGCAAAAGAAACAAAAUUGCUGAGUCCUGAUGUACUUGUGUCAUUACAGACUGCUCUUCUUGAGCGCCGGCAAAAGUUAGCUGAUCAGCUUGCUGAAGCUGCUUGCCAGCCGUCUACCCGUGGUAGUGAACUUCGUGCAGCUAUAUCAGCUCUUAAAAAGCUUGGGGAUGGUCCUCGUGCUCAUAAUUUACUCCUCAAUGCACAUUACCAGAGAUAUCAGUAUAACAUGCAAAGUCUUCGUCCAUCAAGCACCUCGUAUGGAGGAGCAUAUACUGCUGCACUCUCACAGAUAGUAUUCUCUGCUAUAGCACAAGCUGCUAAUGAUUCACUGGCUAUUUUUGGCAAGGAACCUGCUUAUACUUCUGAGCUUGUAAUGUGGGCUACAAAGCAAACAGAGGCCUUUGCAGUUCUUGUUAAAAGACAUGCAUUAGCUUCCUCAGCAGCUGCUGGAGGCUUAAGAGCUGCUGCAGAGUGUGUUCAAAUAGCUUUGGGUCAUUGCUCUUUGUUGGAAGUCCGUGGAUUGGCACUUUGUCCUGUGCUCAUAAAGCUCUUUAGGCCGAGUGUUGAACAGGCACUAGAUGCAAAUCUAAAGCGAAUUGAAGAGAGCACAGCUGCUUUGGCUGCUGCUGACGAUUGGAUACUCACUUACCCUCCAACAGGUACUCGACAGUCUGGCAGAUCUUCUGUUGCGUCUCUUGGUAAUACAGCUGUAUUUCAACAUAAACUUACAAGCAGCGCUCAUCGGUUCAAUUUGAUGGUCCAGGAUUUCUUUGAGGAUGUUGGACCACUUUUAAGCAUGCAGUUGGGAAGUCAAUCAUUGGAGGGUUUGUUUCAAGUAUUUAACUCAUAUGUGAACAUGCUGAUAAAAGCAUUGCCAGGUUCAAUGGAAGAAGAAGGAAACUUUGAGGGUUCAGGAAAUAAAAUUGUACGAAUGGCUGAGACUGAAGCCCAGCAGAUAGCCUUGCUAGCCAAUGCAUCAUUAUUGGCUGAUGAACUACUCCCGCGGGCAGCCAUGAAGGUAUCCCCUGUUCAUCAAGCAAAUAGUAAGGAUGAUCUCCGUAGGAGACCUCUAGACAGGCAAAAUCGUCAUCCUGAACAACGAGAAUGGAGGAAGCGGCUUGUGAGUUCAGUUGAUAGAUUAAAAGAUAGUUUUUGUCGACAGCAUGCCCUUGAUCUCAUUUUUACGGAAGAGGGUGAUAGUCAUCUUACUGCAGAAAUGUACAUAAACAUGGAUGGAAAUAUGGAUGAGAUGGAAUGGUUUCCAUCCCCAAUAUUCCAGGAACUUUUUAUAAAACUGAACCGAAUGGCUAGCAUAGCAGCGGAUAUGUUUGUAGGAAGGGAAAGAUUUGCUACAUUGCUAUUGAUGAGGCUCACAGAAACUGUUAUACUAUGGCUUUCGGAAGAUCAAAGCUUUUGGGAUGAUAUUGAAGAAGGUCCAAGGCCAUUGGGUCCUCUUGGUCUGCAACAAUUUUAUUUGGACAUGAAGUUUGUGAUGUGCUUUGCUUCACAAGGACGCUACUUGUCACGGAAUUUGAUUCGGGUAGUCAAUGAGAUAAUUUCUAAAGCUGUUGCAGCAUUUUCUGCUACAGGAAUGGACCCAGACAGUGUAUUGCCAGAGGAUGACUGGUUUACUGAGAUUUGUCAAGAAGCAUUGGAAAGAUUAAGUGGAAAACCAAAAGCUAUUGAUGGGGACCGUGAACUCAACAGCCCAACAGCCUCUGUUUCUGCACAAUCCAUUUCAUCUGUCAGAUCUCAUGGGAGUUCCUAAGACAAAGUUCUAAACCCUUGUGUAUAUUUGGCUCGUUGAAUAUAUUCCUUGAAGGAUUUGUAAGCACUAAGCAGAUUAGCAUAUGGUUUGAUCUCAUUUUUUUCAUCUUCUCAAUUUUUGUGAAGUCUGGGAAUCUCUUCAUGGUUGAGUUCAGUUUGAGUCUGUAAAUGCUGAAUAUUUUAUUCGAUCCUGAAUUCGAUUAUGUAUCUAUUCUUUGACUAAGCUAUUCUUUCAAGUUCAAUGCACCUGAUACUCUGAUUUUUAGUUGAA